UUAGUGUACUAUAGAUUUAAAAAGAAAUGUCCUGUCAAUAGGAACAACUGGGAAAGAGACUCCUUUCCUUAGUGAGAGUGAGCUGCCGGAGUGUGCUCGAUUAAACCGGAGUUUAUCAGUGAGUGAAGAGGAUGACAAAGCACUAGCAGAAGCAAUGCAACAAUCAGCUGAAGAAGCAGGAAUGUCUUAAUAGGAACUGCAAUGGUAAGACAUGGAUUGUGAAGUUAGCUGAAAAGAUUGUGAAGUUAGGCAUGAAGAUUACAAAGUUAGAUAAAGUGAUUGUGAAGUUAGGUGAAAAGAUUGUGAAGUUAGGCGAAAAGAUUGUGAAGUUAGGCGAAAAGAUUGUGAAGUUAGGCAUGAAGAUUACAAAGUUAGAUAAAGUGAUUGUGAAGUUAGGGGAAAAGAUUGUGAAGUUGGGCAUGAAGAUUACAAAGUUAGAUAAAGUGAUUGUGAAGUUAGGGGAAAAGAUUGUGAAGUUGGGCAUGAAGAUUACAAAGUUAGAUGAAAAGAUUGUGAAGUUGGGCAUGAAGAUUACAAAGUUAGAUAAAGUGAUUGUGAAGUUAGGUGAAAAGAUUGUGAAGUUAGGCAUGAAGAUUACAAAGUUAGAUAAAGUGAUUGUGAAGUUAGGUGAAAAGAUUGUGAAGUUAGGCAUGAAGAUUACAAAGUUAGAUAAAGUGAUUGUGAAGUUAGGUGAAAAGAUUGUGAAGUUAGGGGAAAAGAUUGUGAAGUUAGGCAUGAAGCUUAUUUUAGUCUAUGCACCUAGGUUUAGCUGGCCUCAAACCAUCAAUUGUGUGACACCCAUAAAUUAA
Molecule: messenger RNA, 809 nt
Organism: Saccoglossus kowalevskii
Lineage: Eukaryota; Metazoa; Hemichordata; Enteropneusta; Harrimaniidae
Product: protein DDI1 homolog 2-like
Biological process (GO): proteolysis
Molecular function (GO): protein binding; aspartic-type endopeptidase activity
Source: RefSeq, a predicted model, not a curated record